CUUUACUAUGUCCGAUUCAAAGUCUCCCUCCCACUGUGGCCGCCCAAGAGGAGCUCCUCAUUCACCGGGCAAGCAACCCUCCCAUUGACGCUUGAGAGCGACCUGUAGCAGCUCGCUUGCGCACUUCUCCUACCAGAGCUCUCCAAGUCCUGCGACUUCCAACGCAUCAGCGUCCUCUGUGACCUUCACCCACGGACAUCUGCCACGCGACGCUUAAGAGUCUCUUGAAAGCACUGUCUACACCGCAGCUCUGCUGGCACGGAUAGCGCAUUCGCCAUGGUGUGGCCAUUCAGCUCUACGGGCUCGAGCGCCUCUUCCUCAGGCAUCCGCGAUGCUCAGAAUCCGAGCGGUGGAGCUGAGCCAGUGUGGUCAGCUUCCGAGCCUUCAUCAAGCAGCUCCACAGGCGCCGCCUACUCGACUCCGGCAUCGUCACAGGAUGUACCGACGUCGUCGGGCGUAUCGGAAGGCACAGCUCCCGAGCCCGUUCGCAGGCCGACCACGCUACUCUCCUUGACCAAUCCAGCAUACAUGUCUGCUAGGUAUCAAUUGGCAGGUCUGAGGAGCACGGAUCCUAACGAUCCCAAUGCGCAACACAACAUCGAGUACCUAGAUAUUGCCGAUGGUGCGCCCAGCACAUUGGAAGGCGGAAGAACCGCGCUGCCGAGCAGAGGGUGGAGCGACGACCUUUGCUACGGCACCGGCACAACGUAUCUGAGCGGCUUGGCGCUAGGUGGUCUUUUAGGUGCACGGGAAGGUCUGACUCGACCUCUAGGAGUGUCUAAUCCGACUUUCCGCUUGAGACUGAACGCUGUGCUCAACCAGGUCACACGGAGAGGAGCGUUCUUCGGCAACAGUGCUGGUGUCAUUGCUCUCAUCUACAACAUAUCCGAUGCAAUCAUCGAUAAGAGCAGGGGAAAGCACGACAUGUUGGGCAGUGUGGCUGCGGGGGGUAUCAGUGGAGCUUUGUUUAAAGUCACAGCGGGCACCCGUGCGAUGGCCAUCUCUUCAGGACUCAUGAUGGGCGCGGCUGCAACGUGGACGGCAGCUAAGGCAGCAUUCUUGUGAUUUGGACAAGCGCUCACUUGCGCAAUGUCCAGAUGGGAUACGGAUCAUAGAUCGACACCACCACUCUGACCUCUUUUGAGACUGGCAGUAUAGAAGUGGAAAGCUAUUGCGCAAUACGAUGGAAGUCACGAGCGGGGCGAAUAGUGCGGGAGGCCCGUCGGACAGCAGGCCGCGUCCUGAUUUUGGAAAGAGAGACAAAUUUCACUAGAAGUGCGGGAUGGCUAGCUGACGCUUUCUCCGUCACACAGUCGAGAGCUUGGACGGCAAUAGCGGCCUGUACACAGAUGGGCUGAAGCCAUGUUAUUUCGGAGGUGGUGGUGGUUUGCUUUCGGCAGCAGGAUCAGGGAUGUUCGGGACGCUGUGAUAGCUCAUAUGUCGUCAGUCGCCUGUGCUAGUUGGGUGGAGGUCAAUUGUCAGGGCGAGUCUUGAUGCGAGCAGACCUUUCGCCGACCAUCGAGGACAACAUGUAAAGACGAGUGGGUUGUUCAACGCAAG
This is a messenger RNA of Ceraceosorus guamensis, 1560 nucleotides long. Its product is annotated as Tim17-domain-containing protein. Lineage: Eukaryota; Fungi; Basidiomycota; Exobasidiomycetes; Ceraceosorales; Ceraceosoraceae. The record is from RefSeq and is a predicted model, not a curated record. The transcript has 3 exons. Gene Ontology annotation, molecular function: transmembrane protein transporter activity. Gene Ontology annotation, cellular component: mitochondrial inner membrane; TIM23 mitochondrial import inner membrane translocase complex. Bases 277 to 1065 code for a protein of 262 amino acids. Gene Ontology annotation, biological process: protein import into mitochondrial matrix.